UCGCCAGACGUGAUUUCUCACUACCGAUCCGUGUAAGACCAAAAGCCCUACUCUCUAACAUGAGCUCCUCGGCGUACGCGGCCGGCUAUGGCCAACCGGAAGAGGAAGUCUUUUACUCCACCUACGAACCAACGCCAGAAGAAAUUACGGAAUACGCUAUGAAAAUUGGUAUCGAUCCUGAUAAGGAAGCCAAUCUAGUCUAUCUCGCACGCCAAGGACUAUUACACCCGUUGCCCGAACACUGGAAACCGUGCUACAGCAAACAGGUCAAAGCCUACUACUACUACGAUCGUAUCUCGAAAAAAUCUCAGUGGGAGCAUCCGAUCGACGUGCUGUACCGCGCCAAGGUAGCCGACGCCAGGAAGGCGACGUCGCUGGAUAGAUCCGACUCUGCCUCACUCGGUGACUCCGGGUUCCGCAGCCUAAAAUCGGCACACGAUAAAUGUGACACGUCAGUGGUGGGUCCGAGUAGCAAGUCCAGCAAUCUGGCAGGAUCCAACGAACCUCCAAAAGUAGAUGAUAGUGCUGCGAUCAAGCAGGGAGUACAGGUACAAUCACUGGGGCCGACACAAUCGGCACCGCACAACGAGGAGGUAGAUGACGACGAAAGCGACUCCAACAAGGAGAACAAUAGUCAGGAAGCAAUUGCAAGUGGUGCUAUCGGUGGAACAGUAGGUGAUAUUCGAUCGGACGGUGGUGAUGUCAUGGCGCUCUCGACAAAACUGUCGUUUAACGUAGGCGCAAGUGUGCGCGAUCGGGCCGCGGAUGGUACCGCGGGAUUGCCGCAGAUUCUGGGCAGCAAAUUCGGCCGGAUACAGGGUUUCACCCUGUCCGGCACCGGCUCGCAGUUUCUAAAGUCCAACAAAAAACCCGAGUUCGGCAGUCUGGAACUGGUUAACCGUAAAUCGGAGUCGGAGGUGAAGGGGAUACUGCGGGACUCGAGCUUGACGUACAUGCGCAACAAAACCACUCCGAAUGAAGACUCGGGGUCGGACGAGAGGAAAAGUGUGCGCUUUGAUAUAGAGCUGAAGACCACCAUGAUAGAGACGGUGCCAGACGAUUCGCUGAUCUACUUCGACGAGGUUGAAGAAGUGGGCGACAACGAGUUGGCCGGGAAGGGGCCCAAGGAAGAUGGAGAAGGUGAUGGCGAUGACGAUGACGACGACGGCGACGACGAUGAUAAUGAGGAAGAUGAUGACGAGGGUGGUAGUGACAAUGAUGUUUGCAGAAAUAUCGAAACCGAACACAACGCUGACGCCGGAGAGGGCGACCACAUAACAGGUUCAAUUCAAUCCACGGCACCAGACGAGGCGAUCGUUGGCGAGCAGGAAGAGGAACUGGGUGGCAUUGUGAAACAGCUGAAACAGACGAUCGAACGUGAGCGAGCCCAAUACCAGGCCAAUCUGGAAGAGGAACUAAACUCGUUGGCGACUCUCGAGAAGGCCAACAUACAGAACGAGCUAUCGAAAGAGCGCCGACGCUACGACGAGCUGCUGGUGCAGGAGAAACAACACCUGGCGCAGCAACACCAGGACAACCUGGAGGAAAUCAAGGAGUUCUACCAGGCCAAGCUGAACGAGAUGAAGAAAGAUAAAGAGGAGGACACCAGCAAGGAGUACGAGGCGUACCGGGUCACACUGCAGGAGGAGUUCGACCGGAAGGUGAAGGCAGUAACCGAGGAGCACCGGGCGACGAUGGCGACGCUGCAGAAGAACCACGACGAAAUCGUCGAGGAGCUAGAGCGGGACCUCAAGAUGGAGGAGGAGUUGCUGAAGAAGGAGCAAGGAAGAAGUCUGACGGAGAUGAAGAUCAAAUUGAACCACGAGCUCGAGGUGGAGCGUCAGCGAAUGCGCGAAACGGGCGAAGAUCGCCUGUACGAGAAGGUGCGCUGUGAGAAGCGCCUUCUGGAGGACAAGUACAAGUGCUUGAAGGAGAAGUACACCCGGCUGAAGACGGACGUGCGCAUUUCGCUUGAGAGACGCAAGAAGCGCCGCGAGCAGCAACAGCAGCAAUCGCCGUCGCAGUUGCCACAUCAGCACAACCACCAGCACAGUCUGCUCAGCAACAGCUACGAAACGGACGACCGGACGACUUCGAAGCCGCUGCCACCGUCAUACCCACCGUACGGGAAGCCCGCUUCGUCCUCCGGAAUGCUAGCGUCGGAGAUAUCCUCCAUCAGCAUGCCAUCGCCGUCGGCGGCCUAUAAACGCUUUCCGCAUAAAGGAAGCGCUGGCCACGCGGAAGUCAACAAGAGCAACAAAAUGCUCUGUUUCACCGCCGGCGGCGAGUCCCAAAAGGCGCUGAAGCUAGUACAUCACAAUAUGAACGGAACGAACCAUAACGGCAACAACAUUAACAACAACGUUAGCUACAGCAACAACAAUCACACCAACAAUAAUAACAAUAACGUAAAUAAUAAUAAUCAUAAAAAUCGCGGCACCACCAACAACAACACGGACGCCACGAGCCAGAGCGAAACGACGCAGUCCAAGAGCUACUUUCAGUUGCGCAACAUCUUUGCGAGUGUACAGCGCGAGGACAACUUCAGCUCGGAUUCCGAGUUCGACCGUAACCACACGGCAAUGGCGGUGGCCGACUGCAGUAGCACCACCAGCCAGAGUGUUGUGCCCGUAAGCCGCCAGAAGCGCAAGAUUUUCACCAAAACCAAAUCCGCCUCCACGUCGAAGCUGAACUCCACCAGGCACGAACGAGACGCUAGGCCGUGUACGCCCGUGGAAAACCUGCGGAUUCAGUUGAAGAAACUGGAGGAACUGGAAGAUCAGAUACCGGAGUGUAACAUUGACGCACCAUACCAUCUGCGGUACCCGUUCAUUAGCGAGCAUGUUGGCAACCACGUGGACACUAAUGGUGGUGCCGCCGGCAGUCCCAAAGGCCAAGGGGUGGGAUAUGGCAGCAGCAGCGAGAUGGAGUUCUUCAAGCAUCGCAUUCUACUCGAGCGUGACUCUGUCCAGCGCGCGAAGGAGUCUCUGCGAACGCAGAAGAACGUCUUCAAGUCCAAACAGCACGACAUAUCGAUGAAGUAUACGAUGCAAACCAGCCACGCCAUAGAACAGAUCUUCGGAGAGGAAAAAGAACUCAUCGAAAUGGAGGUGUCGUUGCACCGUACACGGGCCCUGCUGGGUGAGAAGGUUAUCCGCUUGCGGCAUCUUGAGCGUUCUCUACAGAAGUUGGCUGAAAAGGACGUCGGGCCAGCAAACCGUGCGGAGCAGCUCGAUCGGACGCCCAAGCCGAAGGAAACACUGAGUGAUCUAUCGUCCUACUCGAAUUCAGGCUUCAGUAGCACGGACCUACCCUUCACCGAGCACUGUAGUCGUGUAAUACGCACUAUGGACCUACCCAAAGACGCCAGGCAGAAUGAAGCAUUACUGUACUUGGAACAUUUGCACUCAGAGAUACAAGAAAUCUGGUGUUUGUUAAAUCCGGCCAUUGCAUCGCCGGACAGUAAGUUCGAUAUGAUGAAUUUCGUCAACAUUACCAACAAACACUCUACCACCGAGACGGUACUACCGCUGAAGUCAGUUGCACCGGCUGGCGUUAUUGGGCCACCCGGCGGGCAACAGACGGUGGCGGACCACGAGCAACCACAUCAAUAUACGGCCAAUCUGCUGGACAAAAUCCGGGAUCUCAAGAACUGGUUACGACAGGCCAAAAACGAGAAUGAAAUCAUCAACAAGCAAUCGUUCGACUGAACAGUGCGCCGUAAUGUCGCCAUUUCUUGGGCGUAGUUUUACUUGAAUAACCAUUCUUAGAAACUUUUUUAAAUACGGUUUAGCCGCCGAAUUGUUUCAGACAAACUACUUCCGAGUGCAAAGAUAGUGAAAGAGUAAGAGAUCGCCCAUCUUACACAUUUCCAAACACCUGUUAAUGUCGCUGGAAGCGUGUUGGGCAGAAAGAGAAUGGGGAAAGUUAAAGUUUUACUAGUUAAGAUUUUAGAAUAUCUUUCGUUUAAGUGAAGCAUGCAAUGGACAACCAUUUUAUAUUUUAUUGAGUGAUUGGUUGAAUCACCAAAGUACUGUCGGUUGUUUUGUAUGUUAAACUUCACGUUUUUCUUGAUGUUCGUUUGUAUGGUUUCGUGAACAUCGUCCAAUCGUCUCUUGAAUGGUUGUGCCAAUAAGUAUACUUACGUUUUAGUUAUACUAGCCCGGCAGUUAUCGCAGUUAGCUAGUGAGCAGAGGAAAACCAGUUUCCCCUACGUAUCGACAUGGACUGACAUAUUAAGCGUUUUCGGUCACUUGUUCUUUAGCCCCCCUUUUUGAUAGCGUUUUUCAAUCAAUUUCUCGAAGGAGCAGAAGCAUAGUCAAAUUGGUCAUUCAAUUCCGCUAUUCUCAAAUGGGAUCAUAAUAUUACGGAGAUAUCGACAUCAAUACGGAUAGCCGUAGCGAAAUUUACAUUUCGCCAGGAAAUAAGUAAAU
Messenger RNA from Anopheles bellator, 4433 nucleotides. RefSeq names its product centrosomal protein of 164 kDa (gene Cep164). The record is from RefSeq and is a predicted model, not a curated record. The coding region runs from base 60 to 3710 and encodes 1216 amino acids. NCBI's taxonomy places the organism in Eukaryota, Metazoa, Arthropoda, Insecta, Diptera, Culicidae. The transcript is spliced from 6 exons. Gene Ontology annotation, molecular function: protein binding.